CCCCCUGCAGUUCUCGCCUGGCUUCCCAAUGAUGAUAAACAGGGUUGAGCCUGGCUGGUACCUGGAUGGGAGAACUCCUGGGCAUGUCAGAGUGUCUCUGCUGGCUUGCAGAGUUCGAGAGAGGACAAAACACAGACAGGGAGUUAGAGGCAGGAAAGAGGGUUGGAAAGAGUUCUCUUUCUCAUGGUGUCUCCUUCUGGACUGUUCAACUGAAGCAGAAGUCAGAAGAAGGACUGGAAGUUCUUUAAGGAUUUCUUUUGCUUUCUGUAAGCACUCAUACUUUGGGACCAUUGUUGAAAGAAUGAGGUCCAGGAGCAGUGGGAUGGAGGCUCCUGACAGUGGACGCCUUCAAGUCAAACAGUCCAGCAAAGGCUACCAAAAAGACAAGGAGGAAGGAGACAGCAUUGAGCAUAUGAUUAAGAAAAGUCCAACCGUGGCGAAGGAAGAGAAAGUAGAGGACGGUCCUGUACGUGAGACGGUGACGAGUUCGCAGAAAUCCACAGGAGAAAUGUACAGGAAGAAAGCAGGACUAAUGCAGCUUUCUAAAGAGGAGCUGCUUCACCUGCUCAGCAUCAUGGAGGGAGAGGUGCAGGCUCGUGAGGACAUUAUUCACAUGCUGAAGUCAGAAAGGGUGCAGCCCGAGUCUCUGGAGGCUCAAUAUGGAUCAGCUGUCCCCGUCACACCUCUGCAGGCCUUACAGAGAGACAACAUGCUCACCUGUAACAGGAUGCCUGAGAACAACGUCUAUGAGAUCCCCAUGAUGGAGCUGGACCGUUUGGAGGAGAAGCACAGAGAGACGUACAGAAGGAUGCUCGAGCAGCUCUUGCUGGCUGAGAAAUGCCACCGUCGCACAGUUAACGAGCUAGAAUGCGAGAAGCGCAAACACUUCGACUUCAUGAACAAGAGCGAUGACUUCACUAACCUGCUGGAGCAUGAGCGUGAGAGACUAAAGAAACUGUUGGAGCAGGAGAAAGCAUACCAAACCCGUAAAGACAAGGAGCACAGCAGGCGGCUAGAAAAAGUAAGAGAAGAGCUGGUGAAGCUAAAGUCCUUCGCUCUGAUGCUGGUAGACGAGCGGCAGCUCCACAUUGACCAGAUUGAUCAGCAAAGCCAAAAGGUCAUGGACUUCAGUAAAAAGCUGCAAGAGAGAGAUCAACAGCUGGAAAGUGUCACCAGCAAAUACAAAGAGGACAGUCAGAGAAUUCAGAAGUUGGAAGUGGAGUUGGAGCAUAAAGCUGCUAAGUUUUCACAGGAACACGAGGACAUGACAACCAAGCUCUCCAGUCAGGAAUCCCAAAACCAACAGUUACGCACAAAGCUGGCUGGUCUGUCUCGGAGAAUUGAGGAGCUGGAAGAAAGUAACAAAGCACUUCAGAAAUCCGAGGAGGAUUUGCAAGAGUUAAGAGACAAAAUCAGCAGGGGAGAAUGUGGUAACUCAAGCCUCAUGGCUGAGCUUGAAACUCUCCGUAAAAGAGUGCUGGAGAUGGAGGGAAAGGAUGAGGAGAUCACAAAGGCAGAAGCACAGUGCAAGGAGCUGAGGCGGAAGCUUCAAGAUGAAGAGAAUCAAAGUAGUGAGCUGAAAAUUGAAAUAGAAAAGCUACAGAAAAGGAUGGCAGACUUGGAAAAACUUGAAGGAACAUUUAAUGCAAGCAAAUCAGAGUGUACACAACUUCAUGCAAGCCUAGAAAGAGAGAAGACCUUCACAAAGAACUUAACCAAGGAGCUGGAAGCUGUUAAAAAUCAUGUUAAAGAGAUUAAGUGUGCUGAGUCAAGGCUUGAAAAGGCAGAAAGUAGCUUAAAAGAUGAUUUGACAAAACUCAAGUCAUUUACUGUAAUAUUAGUGGAUGAGAGGAAAAACAUGGCAGAAAGAAUUAAGUUAGAGGAGCAAAAAAGUGAAGACAUGAGCAAGCUGUUUAAGGCUGAGCAAGGCAAGGUCAUGGAAAUCACAGAGAAGCUGAUUGAAGAGAGCAAAAAGCUUUUGAAACUGAAGUCAGAGAUGGAGAUGAAAGUGUCAGCUCUCAUAAAAGAGAAAAAUGCCCUAAGGACAAGACUUGCAUGUGAAGAAGAUAAACAACAUGAUCUCAAUGCAAAGGUCAACCUAAUGCAAAAGAGGGUGGACUGUUUGGAGGAGGCUGAAAGAAAAUCCAGAAGCAGACCUGAUGUAGACAAGGCAAGAUAUGCUGAUGACGACAACAAGGUUAAAGAGUUAACAGAGGAGAUUGAUAGGCUGAAGAACCGCUUGAAGCAGCUAGAAGUUGUGGAGGGUGAUUUGAUGAAGACAGAGGAUGAAUAUGAUAUGCUUGAAAAGAAGUUCAGAACAGAGCAGGAUAAGGCCAAUGUCCUUUCUCAGCUCCUGGAGGAAAUGAAGUCACAGAUUGCCAGAAACAAGGCAAUCGAAAAGGGGGAAGCUGUGAGCCAAGAAGCUGAACUAAGAUUGAGGUGCAAGAUGGAGGAGGCCAAAACCAGAGAUUUGCAGGCAGAUGUCCUGGCUCUUAAGGAGAAGAUUCAUGAGCUGAUGAACAAGGAGGAUCAGUUAUCACAACUUCAGGUUGAUUACACAGUUCUACAGCAGAGGCUCAUCGAAGAGCAGGACAAAAAGAAAAGUAUGAGCCAACAGAUCCUAAACCUUACCAAAGAGUUAGAGGUGACUAAGCGAUACAGCAGAGCACUACGGCCUAGCAUGAAUGGAAGGAGGAUAGUGGAUGUCCCUCUUACUUCAACAGCUGUCCAGACAGAUGCACAUGCUAAUGAAGCUCUUGAAGAAGAGACUCCAGCAGUAUUCAUAAGGAAAUCUGUUCUGGAAGAAAAUCAUGUGAUGAGCAAUCUGAGGCAGAAAGGUCUUAAAAAACCAGCAGUUCUGGACCGGUAUCCGCCUGCAUCUGCAGAACUAGGUAUGAAAAAAUCAUUGAUUCCCUGGAUGAAGAAGAAAGAUGCAAGAGCUGAUGCACAGGACGGCUUAGACAAGUUGACUUAUAAAGUUAAUGGAGAUGCGUCACCUCAACCACCAGAGUUAACCAUGUCACAAAAACCAGGCCAGCCACUGCAUAUAAGGGUGACUCCAGGUCAUCAAAACAGCACUGCCACAUUGGAGAUCACCAGUCCUCGUGCUGAGGACUUCUUCUCAAGCACUACAAUUAUUCCCACUUUAGGGAUGCAGAAACCAAGGAUAACUAUAGUCCCUAACUCCACUACUGUGUCGCCAAAGGGCAGCUAUGAUGUAAUGGACAGGACCAAGUCUCCAGUGACCAUUACGACUAUUUCUAGAGCCAAGUCCCCAGAGGGAAGCAAGAUCUCCUACCCCGACUCCCCAAGCUCUCCUGUCUCAGUCAUCACAGUUAGCACAAGCCCAGUGAUGCAGGCGCCUAUCUCUCCAGAGCCUCAGGAGACCUCAAGCAUGGGCCGAGCUGUGUUUAAAGUGACUCCAGAGAAGCAGACAGUGCCAACACCAGUUCGCAAAUACAACUCGAACACCAACAUCAUAACAACAGAAGACAACAAAAUACAUAUUCACCUAGGGAGUCAGUUCAAGAGGUCUCAGGACUCUGGAAGUAGUCCCACACUCACAGUAAGGCCUCUGAGUCUAUGCACAGAGAGCAAGGAGACACCGAUUACAGGAACUGUCCUGCGUUCCCCUCGACAGUCCUCCACUUCUUUAGGGAAAUCCACACCUGGAAAGAUGACAAGUAGCAUCACCAUUACCCCUAUCACAUCUGCUCCUUCCAGGCCAACCCAGUCUGUGUUGCUUCUGAAUUGUUUCAAAAUGAUAUCAGGGGGUGUCUGCUCCCUAGAUAGAUCUCUGUCCAGUCCGGGACGGAUGUGCAGUCAACUUGGUCUUGCUCAGCAACACGAAUCCCUAUGUCAAAAGAAAAUGUUGUGCUCCGCAUGACUUUUGACCCUCGUUGAGAUUGAGGUGUAGCACUAAGGUCAAACAUCUCCACAGCUCAGAUUGCAGUGCUGUCAGAUGUCAGCUCCUCAUCUGGCACCUGGAUCAGCACCACCCUGAACUUUACCCCUGGAACCAAGCUGGGAAUCUGGAGCACACAAGUCUGCUGAUAUGUUUUUUUGUUUUUUUUGGUAAUAGAGUGUGAUUCAGUGGUGAUGGGAUGGUUUUGUGGAGAAAAAAGUAAGUUGUGGGAUAACAUGGGAAAUGAAUGCAUGUGAAUAGGACAGAGCUGGAUUUAAAUUUUACAGAAGCAACAUACAAUACAGUGUAAAAAUGACUGUCAUUUACAAGAUAUGUAAGUGAUGUUGAUUUAAUUGUUUUAAUUUAAUUCUGAAGGCCUCCGAUUUGUAUGUAUAUGCAGUUAUGAUGGUAUUGAAGUGGAAAUAUAUGUCUAUACAAACACUAUACAAGACAUUAUAGAGCUACUUUUUUAUUGGAGCACGUUUUCAAUUAAAAUAUGGACUCUGACCAAGUCGGUCAGUGGAAUUUUAUUCAUUUUAAUAACUCAUUGUUCAAUUUGUACAGUCCAGAUAUGCUUUCUAAAGCAGAAAUUACAGUACAUAGUGUUAUUAUUAAACUGGAAUCAGGUAAACUAGAGUAGGAUAUUAAAAGCCUGAAAUGAUGGGCACUUUCAAUAAACUAACACAAUUUUAGCAGUCUUGUGUUAAAAUUGUGCCUUUUAACUUUCAGCAGAAAGCACAAGUGAGAAAGAAUGUAAUGAAGAUUAUACAUAAUUAAGAAUUUUUUAAUCAUAUACAAGAUGUUUGAAUAGUAUGUUCCAUAUCUCAGAUGUACUGUAGAUUAUGUUUACACAAUCCCAUUCCUCAAACUCAAAACACCCUAGUCAUUCAUGAAUGAGUCGAAUCUUUGAGAUCCUUUGAGGUUCUUUUUAGAUGGGAGUCAAACUCAGAAAAAGCUGUAAUAUUAUUUUGUUAAAAUUAAUCUGUAUUUUGUAUUCCUGACUCUUUAAUGUCAUUAAUCACAUACAGUGUAUGUAGUGAAUCUUAUCAACAAUGUCUUGGUUGUCUGGAACAGAAUUCUACUGAGAAAGUUAAGACAUGUACUUAAAAGACAAAGAGAAUUUCCCCCUAAUCUUCAAAUGUCCAGUUUGAGUGAAUCUGUGCCCAUGAUGAUGGCUGAUUCCAGUUCUUGGGUGACAGGAGGGGAACCCAAUGUGGUAGUCCAUCCACCGCAAGGUUUGAAGUUUGGUGUUGAGCUGCUUUUGUGCUCACCGCGGUUGUAAAGAGUGCUUAUUUGAGUUUACUAUAUCCUUCAGCUUGAACCAAUCUUGCCAUUUUCCUCAGACCCAGUAUCAACAAGCUAUUUACACCCACAGAACUGUCUCACACACUUUUUUUUUGUUUUUUUUGCACCAUUCAGUGUAAACUCUAGAUCUAGACUGUUGUGUGUGAAAAUCCUGGGAGUUCAGCAGUUUCUGAAAUAUUCAAACCGGCCCAUCUGGUACCAAUAUCCAUGCCAUGAUCAAAGUCACAGAAAUCACACUGUUUAUUCAGUCUGAUGUUAACAUUACCUGAAGCUCUUGACCUGUAUGAUUUUUUUUUUCCUGUACUGGAGUUCCUAAUAAAGUGGACAGUGAGUGUUUUAUA
This is a messenger RNA of Ictalurus punctatus (channel catfish), 5550 nucleotides long. RefSeq names its product filamin-A-interacting protein 1 (gene filip1b). NCBI's taxonomy places the organism in Eukaryota, Metazoa, Chordata, Actinopteri, Siluriformes, Ictaluridae. The transcript is spliced from 9 exons. Bases 29 to 3886 code for a protein of 1285 amino acids. The record is from RefSeq and is a predicted model, not a curated record.